This is a messenger RNA of Hyalella azteca, 976 nucleotides long. RefSeq names its product putative RING-H2 finger protein ATL49. The record is from RefSeq and is a predicted model, not a curated record. The coding region runs from base 49 to 741 and encodes 230 amino acids. NCBI's taxonomy places the organism in Eukaryota, Metazoa, Arthropoda, Malacostraca, Amphipoda, Hyalellidae. The transcript is spliced from 2 exons.
GGAAGAGGAUAUUCUAGCGAUUACUUGUUGAAUUUAAAACAAAUCGUUAUGCUUGCAUUCGACAAUCCAACAUCGGAUGAUGAAGAUCCUACAGCCAAGAACCACUCGCUCAUGCCUACCAUGCACGGACACCUCAUUUAUUUAGUAGUGUGCAUCAAUUCCAUUCUUGAGAUGAGAGCUAUGCCUAUUUUCGUCCGAGGCAACGUUUUGAGUAAUUUGAGAAGCGUUCAUACUCUCAACACCUUAUACAAACAAUUAUUAUACUCCCCAGUGUUCGGAGGAUUAGUCAAUUGUAAUCCAGAAUUAGUCACUAAACUAUCUCAAAGCGGUCACUUCCUAUUACAAAGACAAGUCGCUUCAGUUCUAUUCGCCGUGAUACUAUCAGGACUCGCUGACCAAGUCUCAGCUGACCUUCCUCUCUCAUCAAGUGCGGCAGCCCUCAAAGUUGUCUGCUCGCCGAGUAGCAACGAAUGUGGCAUGUGUUUGGAUGUCAUCACGGAUGAUACGGACUACGCCAUGCUCACCUCCUGCAGCCACGUGUUCUGCAUAAGAUGUGCUAACGAAUGGUUCACUAGAACAUUGUCUUGCCCGAUGUGUCGGGCGCGCAGGAGCUUCUGGCUGCCGAGGUCGCUGGUGCUGAGUUACCUGCUGUACGCACAUGCCAACAAUAGGCUGCUCGAUGUCAAUUUUGACGUUCAGGUGCACCUCAAGUCAAUCCUUGUAUCCCUGCUUAAACCUUAGAACCUGCAAUAACCCUUCGCCUUUAGGUGAGCUUGCCAAGAACAAGUAGUGAAAAGGUAACACGUCAAAUUAUUUAAGUAGAUCAUUAGGCUACAAAUGCCUUCUAAAUCUGAAGCCCUACUCACUAAUUCUCGGUAUAAUUUUGAGCAAAUUUAAAGCUUUCAUGUAAUUCCUUGUCAUUUUGUUUAAUUCUAGUAAGCUUUGAGCAAGAUAGAUAGUUAGCUUUUAAUAAUUC